AAGAUUAAAAUUCGGUCGUAAACACGACAGUUACCUGAUAAAAACGGGAAUGACUUGCUAACUUUUCAUUUCAAAAAGACAAUUCAUCGUCAUCAUAACUUGCGUUAUCCGAGAAAAGAAGGACCUUCAUCUUUGCUUUUACGAUUGAAAUUUCUUGCAUUUCGUUUGCAGAUCACCGAAAAAUAACUUAAGAAACGUUGUAAAGAGUACAAAUCGAAAAUGAUUGAUGUACCAAAAAAAGGAAAAAAAUUUAUCCUUGCACGUCAUUUUGAAGGCUCUCCAACACAUGACAACUUCAAGCUUGUAGAUUUUGACAUCCCAGAUCUCCAAGAAGGGGAAAUUUUGGUUGAAGCCCUUUUCUUGAGUGUUGAUCCUUACAUGAGGCCAUACAGUGCUAGAUAUUUACAAGAGGGUACUUCUACCAUGAUAGGCAGUCAGGUGGCAAAAGUUAUUGCAACCAAGAAUGGUGAAUAUCCCUUGGGAACAAGAUUGGUUGGAUAUUGGGGCUGGUGCACACAUAGUGUAGUGAAUCCCAAUAAUGCUGUAACUGCCAUGAUAGGCUCAUUCACACACUUUCCAGAUAUAGGGAGUCUUUCUCCUUCUUUGGGCCUUGGUGCUAUUGGAAUGCCUGGGAAUGCUGCAUAUUUUGGAUUUCUAGAAAUAUGUCAGCCAAAAGAAGGAGAUGUUGUUGUAGUUACUGGAGCAGCUGGAGCUGUUGGCAGUCUAGUAGGUCAAAUUGCCAAGAUCAAAGGUUGCCAUGUAAUUGGAUUUGCUGGAAGCGAUGAUAAAGUAAAAUGGCUGGUCGAUGAAGUGGGUUUUGACAAGGCGUACAACUAUAAAACAGCGGAUUGGGAUAAAAGCUUAAAAGAAGCUGCACCGAAUGGGGUUGACUGCUACUUUGAUAAUGUCGGAGGCCCGUUGUCAACAACAAUUCGUAAUAAUAUGAAGGAUUUUGGACGUAUUUCUGUCUGUGGAUCUAUUUCAACUUAUAACGACAAAACCCCAACCAUGACGCCUGCUUGUGAAGCUGCGUUUGUUUUCAAACAGUUGAAAAUGGAAGGAUUCCUUGUGAGUCGUUGGAAAUCGCGUUGGAUGGAGGGUUUGUCUCAAAUGACAAAGUGGAUUCAAGAGGGUAAAAUCAAAGUGAGAGAAACGUACACCGAGGGUUUCGAACAAAUGCCCCAGGCCUUCAUUGAUAUGCUUAAUGGCGUUAAUGUUGGAAAAGCAAUCAUUAAGGUUUAAAAGAAUAGCAUUUUAUCCCUAGAAUAGACUGAUCGUUCUAAGAACGUUACAGUAAAAUUAGUCAUCGUUUCAAUUUUCGAGGAAACAUUACAUUAUUCCUGUUUCGUGAUUGGCAUGUUUUUGAAGAGACAGUUUAAAAUACAUUAUUUUCUUUCGUGAAAA
Daphnia carinata is the source of this 1404-nucleotide messenger RNA. RefSeq names its product prostaglandin reductase 1-like. Gene Ontology annotation, biological process: prostaglandin metabolic process. The record is from RefSeq and is a predicted model, not a curated record. NCBI's taxonomy places the organism in Eukaryota, Metazoa, Arthropoda, Branchiopoda, Diplostraca, Daphniidae. Gene Ontology annotation, cellular component: cytoplasm. Bases 220 to 1242 code for a protein of 340 amino acids. Gene Ontology annotation, molecular function: 2-alkenal reductase [NAD(P)H] activity; 15-oxoprostaglandin 13-reductase [NAD(P)+] activity. The transcript is spliced from 9 exons.